AUGGAUUCUUGCGAACAAAAGAAACUUCUGAAAGAACAUUACAAUUCGUGGAUCGAAAGCAAACACCUCUACAUACAGAUGGAGUACUGCCCGCAAACACUCGCAGAUGUACUCAAAGACAAACAACAAGUGUUUGGCAGACAAUCGGCUGAAGCCAUGAAUAUUUACGAGUAUUUUAUAUCAUGUGAAAUAUUUCGGGAACUCUUGCAAUGCGUACAAUACCUUCACGACCAGAACCCUCCUGUCAUUCAUCGCGAUAUAAAACCGGCGAAUAUUUUAAUUUUGCAAAACACUUGUAAUAAUACAUUUAUUAAAUUGGGUGACUUUGGUUUGGCCACUGAACACGACAGACCAUCCCAGAGUCACACACUGGGGACUGGAACUCCGCAAUAUAUGGCGCCGGAUGUGGGCCUCAGUAGACAUUACGGAAUUAAACGUAUUACACCCCAUAUAGGUGCAUGCACUUAUAAACAUCGCUGGGCAUAA
Messenger RNA from Medioppia subpectinata, 486 nucleotides. The record is from the annotation of a GenBank genome assembly. NCBI's taxonomy places the organism in Eukaryota, Metazoa, Arthropoda, Arachnida, Sarcoptiformes, Oppiidae.